Messenger RNA from Triticum turgidum subsp. durum (durum wheat), 243 nucleotides. NCBI's taxonomy places the organism in Eukaryota, Viridiplantae, Streptophyta, Magnoliopsida, Poales, Poaceae. The record is from the annotation of a GenBank genome assembly.
AUGGCACGCGGUGUCGCCCUCCUGGGACUCAUCUGCUGUUGGUUAGCAUGCUCGGCGGCGGCCCAAGUUGUUCCGGACGGACGCCGUGAGCCAAGGACUCCGCCGUCGCCACUGCCCGGGAACCAGAACCCGGUGGAUGCUCCGGCCGAGAUUGCGUCGCCACCACCGCCCUUGGAGACAACGGCGCUUGCGCCGCACCGGAAGACCCUGCAGCAGGCUGUUUCGAGCGUUCCUCAUCUAUGA